Molecule: messenger RNA, 8345 nt
Organism: Drosophila grimshawi
Lineage: Eukaryota; Metazoa; Arthropoda; Insecta; Diptera; Drosophilidae
Gene: Wnk
Exons: 13
Coding region: 608-7822 (2404 amino acids)
Biological process (GO): positive regulation of sodium ion transmembrane transporter activity; positive regulation of potassium ion import across plasma membrane; intracellular signal transduction
Cellular component (GO): cytoplasm
Molecular function (GO): protein serine/threonine kinase activity; ATP binding; potassium channel inhibitor activity
Source: RefSeq, a predicted model, not a curated record
UUGCAAAAUUGGACAAACCCUUUGCGACUUUGUACGACAUAGAGAGGUCGUACCCACAAACAGUAUUCGGAAGGAAAGCACCAUCAGCGAAGAUGGUACUUCUUCCAGUACCACGCAACCUCAAAGAAAUAACUCAGAUAUUUCUGGUGAGGAGCAAACUGCUGUGCAAGAGCCUAAAAGCCAAAAACCGGUACAGUGUGCUUCGAGUAGAGGUGCCUCACCAAGGAAAAGCAUUAUUCCGACUUGUAAAUUAAAAGGCACCGCACAGAAGAUCAAAUAUCGUCGCAAACAGGAACCAGUGGUUCCUGUACACAUUAGUAGCACCACCAGCACCACUCAGUUUCAUCAAACAGCACCGGCCGUGGAGCCGUCCAUUGCAGACUCACCAUUAGCCAAUAGUAAAAAUAAUAAUAUCUGGAGUCGGUUACUGCGCCAGUUCUCAAAUAGCACCAUAACUGGCAGAACGGUGGUCAACAGUAGUCGGAGUGCAAGGGAGGUGCAAGAGGAGAGAACCGAGACGACAUCAACCAGAGGCAAUUCGUCCAUCGUUGAGGGACUUAGCCUCGAGGCAACGGACACUGCCGUUGCAGAACAUAAUGAGGAAACAAUGGAUAAUGAUGCGCAGCCGUCAGCAGAUGCAGUCAAUAGCCCGAAAAAUCGAGACGCUGGUGUAGUAUCCGCGGAUAAAAGCAAAAACAUGCCAGCCAAGGCUGUUGUGUCCCCGUCGCCGUCCCCAACAGCGUCUGCUGCUGCUGCAGAUGCCAAACCGAAACCGCGAGUGGAAUCGAAUCGAAAAUCGUCGUCUGACACGGGACUGGAGCCAGCGGUAAAGCAACAAUCGUCGACGGGGCCCCAAUCGAUGACCAGCGGAAUGCCUUUCAAAGCGCCAAGCGGCAAGGGAGCAAAACCAGCAAAGGGGACUAACAAUAAUGUGCAGCCAAUACGCUUUGUGCGGAAGAACGUUGAGCAAUCGAACCGAAAUGCCAACCCGUUGCAGUUUGAGGAGCUAGAAACCGAGUUUCCACGCGAUUACGAUGACAACAUUGAGGUGCUAUCGCGCGAAGCUGAACGUUUGGAGGAGACAUUUCGUACACCGACCCGAUCGAAUACUACUGAAGCGGCCAAUCAUCAAGUAGCUGGGAUUAUUGACACCAUCAUUAACGAGGCGUCGCGCAGUGUGAAGACUGAGAAGACUCAAACUGAUGUGCCAUCCAAGCCAGCCAAUAAACAGCCAAGCGGUGUUAAGCGCGUUGGCUUCUACGUCGAGGAGAAGCACGAUGGCGAGGGACUCCAUGAUGAAAGUCAACCAAAGGUUUUCGCGGACUCGUCCAAGCAAUCGGAGCGAGGCGAGGGAAUUGCCGGCGAUGCAACUGUUGCUGGUACAGAGUCAUCGGUGGCUCUGUUGCCAUCAUCGGCACUCACCACAUCGGCCACCUCGUCAGUGACGUCCCUGCAGAAAGAACGUAAAAGCGAUGAGGAUGAUGAUCCGAUAGCAUUGUCGCCAUGCACACGCUUCUUCAAAUACGACAUAGAAGUGGGUCGUGGUUCCUUUAAGACCGUUUAUCGCGGCCUAGACACUCUAACCGGAGUGCCAGUCGCCUGGUGCGAGUUGCUGGAUAAACAAGUGAAGAAAAGUGAACGCACUCGAUUCCGAGAAGAAGCGGAUAUGUUGAAGAAAUUGCAGCAUCCAAACAUUGUGCGAUUCUAUACGUAUUGGGAGUUUCCUGUUGGACGCAAAAAGAACAUCGUACUAGUCACCGAACUAAUGUUAUCUGGUACUUUAAAGUCGUAUUUAAAACGAUUCAAAAAAAUACACCCAAAGGUAUUGAAGUCAUGGUGUCGUCAGAUCUUAAAGGGUCUUAACUUCCUGCAUACUCGUCAAUUUCCUAUAAUUCAUCGUGAUUUGAAAUGUGAUAAUAUUUUUAUAACUGGCACCACUGGUAGCGUUAAAAUCGGUGACUUGGGACUGGCAACUCUAAAAAAUCGGUCCCAUGCUAAAUCUGUGAUUGGUACACCUGAAUUUAUGGCACCCGAGAUGUACGAGGAGCACUAUGAUGAAUCGGUGGACGUUUAUGCAUUUGGCAUGUGCAUGUUGGAGAUGGCCAUAUCCGAAUAUCCUUACAGCGAGUGCAAGGGCCCAGCCCAGAUAUACAAGAAGGUCAUAUCUGGCAUUAAACCGGCUGCCCUCUCCAAAGUCGAAGAUCCCAAUGUGAGGGACAUCAUUGAGCGUUGCAUUGAGCUGAAAAAGGAAGAUCGUCCCAGAUGCAACGAACUGCUCGAAUCUGAAUUUUUCGAUGAGGACAUUGGCAUACGUGUGGAACCGACUGCCUCGGAGCAGUUCCUCUCGGAUCCCAGCAUCAACAUUAUUGAGUUUCGUCUGCGAUUUAUGGACCCAAAGAAACGCUCAUCACGCCACAAGGAAAACGAGGCCAUUCAGUUUGAGUUCAAUAUAGAUCACGAUGAGUACGAGCAAAUUGCCCAGGAUAUGAUGAAGGAGAACAUCAUAUCGGAGGAUGAUUCAAGGGCAGUGGCGCGCCUGCUCAAGGUGCAGGUUGUAUCGCUGCUCAAGGAACGCACGCAGCGCCAAACCGAAAUUAAGCUCCAGAAAAAGCUGGCCUUGCAACAGCAGCAGGAGAGCUUGCCCACAAAUGUUGAGGAGGAAGACGACGAGGAGGAUGAGUCCGACGACGAGGAGGAUGGAAUUAUUAUAACGGAACUGCCGACCAAGCUCGAAAUGCCAAAUGUCGAUUCGGAGACAAGUCUGGGUACCAACACAAGCAGUACCGAUCCACAGAAAAUGGUACCAAGAUCCACCAAUUCCAUUCAAAACGGUGGCGCUCAAUUGCAACAGCAGCAACAACAACAGCAGCAACAACAACAGCAGCAACAACAACAGCAGCAACAACAACAGCAGCAACAACAACAGCAGCAGCAACAGAUGCCCCAGUCAUUGCCAGGACAGCAGACAGUAAUCGCUGCACCCGCUGCGAUGGCUCAGGUUCAGCAACAUCAGACGACAGUUCAUUACAUACAGAACCCGCAGAUGGCCUCAUAUCAACAGAAUACGGCCAACUCCAUGCAGGACAUUGCGAAUGGACAUGGUCAGGUUAUUUCACCCACAGGCAAUCAACAACAACAGCAGCAGCAACAACAGCAGGCAGUUCAGCAGCCAGUGGUACAGCUACAAGCAGCGCAAGCGAGCGUGCCGCCAUCGCAAUUGUUGCCCCAACAGGUACAGGUGCCGGUGCAGGUGCAACCAGUUGCAGUUGCCCAACAGCAACAACAACCUGCUGCUAUAAUUCAACCGCAGCAACAUCUGGUCGAACAGCAGAAUGUACAGCAAAUACCCUUGCAGCAUCUGCAGCAAAUUAUGCAAAACAAUGUGCCGGCAACGGAUCUUGUGCAGCAGCAACAGCAGCAAUAUUAUCAACAGCAACAACAACAGGCACAGGCGCCGCUUGCCAUGCAUCAAGUGCAGAUUUCACAGCAACAGCAGCCGUAUGCACUACAACAACAGCAACAGCAGAUGCAACAACAACAGCAGCUGCCAGUAUCACAGCAAGCAAUGCCGCAGCAGCAUCAGUUGCCACCACACAAUCAGCAACCCAUUCCAAAUCAGCCCAUACAACAACAAGCCAUACAACAACAACAGCAACCCAUUCAGCAACAACCUAUGCAACAACAACCUAUCCAGCAACAACCCAUACAACAACAGGCAAUUCAGCAGCAACAACCCAUACAACAACAGCAACCCAUUCAACAACAACCUCUUCAGCAACAGGCAAUGCAGCAAUCAACUAUGCAGCAGCAGCAGCCCAUUCAACAACAAGCACCCAUGCAACAGGCACCCAUGCAACAAGCAGCCAUACAACAACCACCCAUGCAACAGCAACCAAUACAACAACCAACCAUGCAACAACCGCCCAUACAACAAACAACAACACAACAGCAAAUUCUUCAGCAACAUCACUUGCAGCAGCUGCAUCAGCAGCAACAAUUCGCUCAACAGCAGCAGCAGCAGCAACAGCAGCAACAACAACAACAACAGUUCCUUCCAAAUGUAUUGGCGCAGCCACAUCAAAUGACGAUGCAACAUCCACUGGUUGCCGGUGCUGCACAAAUCAUGUCGCAACAGCAGCCGACAACUAUGCUAAUGCAAGGGCAAAUGCAGGUGCCCGCGAACAUGCAUCCACAAACUCUUCCGACUCUAUAUAAUCAGGCUCAGUCGGUGCAACAGCCACAACAGCAGCAGCAGCAACAGCCACAGCAAAUUGUUCAGCCAAUUGCAAAUGUUGCUGAUGCUCAACAGCAGCAAGCCCAGCAACUAGUUAACUAUGCAGCCGCCUCCAGCCAACUGCAGCAGCAACAGCAGCCAUUCCUACAAAAUCCACAGCAGCCAAUGCAGCAACAAAUACCAUUGGAGCAGCAGCUGCAGCAGCUAUUGCAUGGUCAACCACAGGCUCAAAUCGUGCAGCAGCAACAACCGCAGCAACAGCAACAACCACAGCAGCAGCAACAACAACAACAUCCACAGCAGCAGCCACAACAACAUCCACAGCAGCAGCCACAACAACAUCCACAGCAGCAGCAGCAACAACCCACACAACCAUUAGCUGAACAACAACCAAUACAACAACAACAGCAGCAGCAGCAGUUACCGAACAUAGCCAUAAAUCAACAGGCAACAUCUGUGGCCCCGGAGCAUGCAGCAGUUGCUGCUCCAAGCAUUGAGCCGCAACAGACACCAGCCAACAAUCCUGCAGACGCCGAAAAGGAGCAAAAACAACAGCAGCAGCAACAUGCUGGAUCACGUAUGCAGAAGCCGCGUCGUUCCAAUCGUAGCGGGAACGAGCGCAUACCAAAGCUGAGCGUGACCAGCGUGGAUGACGGCAGUGUCAUUAAUUGCCAUAUGGAAAACAAGCUGAAGACGAUAACAUUUAAAUUUGACAUUAGCGAUGUAAAUCCAGUUGAAAUUGCCAACAAACUGAUUGCGCAAGAUUUACUGUCCAACUGUCAAAAUACCGUAUUUGUAGAGAUGAUAAACGAUAUUGUUGAGCAGGUUAAGCAGAAUCCACAACAAAUUCCAAUUCCAACCACUUAUCGACGCAACAUUGAGAAGGUCCGUCACGCGUCUCUAACUCGACAGCGUUCCACAUUUAGAACACAUCAAAGACAUAGAUCUCGGGAUGAAACCGCGAGCGACAUCACUAAGAUGUUCGAGCCUUCAGCACAAGGCACGGAUUCAAAUGGAGGAGCCGCCGAUGCCGCGGGAACUGAACAAUCCGCCACUGGUGAGAUAAAAGGGCGCGAGUCUUCUGCAACCCAAAGCAAUGCCGAAUUGCAACUGAAUGCAGCAACGCCACCAACAACCACUUCAACCAUCUCGUCCUCCUCGACAACCUCUAGGGAUGCGGGCAACAACAGCAAUGACGUGACAAUAGGCUCUGCUUCGGCCUCACGCAAAACCAGCACUGCCUCGGAAUAUACAUCGCUGUCGAUUGACUAUAUGCCGGAUAACGCCAUUACGCCCACAGGCAAUGAGCCAUUUCAGCCAUUGGAUGGCGGCGGCGGUGGCUUGGAAAAGCCAAACUCCGAGCAGAAAGCACGCAGUCUGGCGAUAAGUCGAGUCCAAAUGCUAUUGGAGUCAACGCGCAGCGAAGCAAAACCGAGAAGCUUGAAUUUGCCAUUGAAUCGUCAAUUGAAGAUUGUGGAUGAUUUAAAGCACACCCGUAGCUUGGAUGACCUCAGCGAGGUGAACAUUACAUUCGAGAUGCCAGCCAGCAGCAAGGCGGGCAAAAAGGCUCGCGACCUUGCCAAAGCGAAUGCCGACAAAUCCAAAGAGACGGCCGCUCAACUGGGCGCAGUGCAGCCACCCGGUGCCACCAAUACACUGGAACAGCUAAAAAUCGAACUGGAGAAUAUAACGCAUGCGCAUGCAUUCGCCUCAGCCGUUGUUGCCUCCAUCAAUAGCAGACCCGGCACUUAUCAAGCCUCGCCGGCAAUUGCAUCGAUGAAAGCCUUGUCCGCCCAGCAGCCGGCGCAAACUGGUCCAGAGACAGUGGUCACCAAGUCAAGCAGCGUGGGUGGUGGCAGUGGAUCGGCGGCCUCGCUUGGACAAAAUACACCCACCGCAGUUCUAAACUCGGCACGUGGCUCAUCCGUUUACAACUCGCGACGCACUUCCAUCGACAACAGUCUGGGCUCCGAUAUGCAACUGCCAGCAUCGAAUCUAAACAUUAACCACGAGACUCCGAGCCAGGUCGUUGACAGCAUAGCUAGUGUUGAGACUGGUGGCACCGACAAGAAACUGACCAAACAGGAGAGCUUGGAUAAAUUGUCAAAUACUUUGAGUGUGGGCGGCGAUGCCAAGAAUGCUAGCAAUGGAGCACUUAAUCAAAACUCUAUAGCCGAUCUGGAGAAAAAAUUGGCUGCCCUGCGCAAUGUCGAUAACACUGAGGAGGCGCCAAACGUUGCGACAAAUGUGGCCGCUGCUGCCAAAGCAGCUGAUGAACCCGUGCCGGUUGUCAAUGCACGCAAAGUGUCCCGAUUCAGCGUGAGUCGAGUGCAGGAGCAAAAGACUGCCAUGGACGAGGCGACACAGAAUCAACUGAAGAUCGAUCUGCAGGUGGCAGGCCUUGCUGCUGGGCAGGGACAUAACUUUAAUGCCAUGCAAAAUGGCAGCGCUGUCAACACACCCACUGAGCUAAUUAGUUCACCCAUACAGAACGUUCCGAUGGCCAUUAAUGGCAUCCAAUUGAUUUAUCAGCAGCAAGCCGCACCGCCAGGCGUCGGUGUGGGCGUGAUGGUGCCACAGACUCAAGUUGGUGCUACGACUCAGCCGUCUAGUCUUCAAAUGCAGCAUCCGCAACAACAGCAGCAGCAGCAGCAACAACACAUGUAUUCAAAUAUGCCGCAGCUUCAUCAGCCACCAAUAGGCACACUUCCGCAAAUGGUAAAUGCUGUGCAGCAACAACAAAUACCCUUGCAACAAAUGUCACAGCAGCAAACUCAACUCAUUGCUCAGCAGCAACAGCAGCAGCAGCAACAGCCAAUUUUGUUGCAACAGCAGCAAGCUGCACAACAGUUUACAUUACCCACAUCACAGUCACAGCAGCAGCAGCAGCAGCCGCAGCCACCGCAUGCAACACAGCAGUAUUUGCAGGCGCAGCCCGAUCAAAUGCAUCAGCUCUCACCCCUGAUGAUGGCCAUGGGCGUUGGCGUUGGACAACAGAUGCAGCCACAUCAACUGGGUAUGCCAACUCACCAACUACUUACACAGCAGCAGCAGCAGCAGCAACAACAGCAGCAAUCCAUGUAUAUGGCGGGUCAGCUGCUGCAACAGGCGCCUCUGGUAGGAGCACAGCAACCAGCCCAGACCAUGCAGCAUGUCCUGCAGCCGCUGUUCAAUCCAGCCGUUGCUGAAGUUGCUGAGGAGCCCGUGUCACUGGCAGCCACUCAUCCUCAUCUGUUGCCAAGCGAUAUUCAAUCGGAUAUAAAGCAUAAUCUGGACUCGUUGGUCAAUCAGUUGUGCAAUUCACGUUUGGGCACAAACCAACACCAGCGACUGCUGCUACUACGUCAGCGGCAGCUGAUUGAGGAGGACGAACUGCGUUUGAAGCACUAUGUUGAAUAUGAAAAGUUUCAGAAGGCACUGCGCCAAUCUCUUAGCACAAACGCUCCAACUACAACCGCAUAUUAUUCUCCAGCCGCUGCACCGGUUCAAACGAAUUUGACAGGACCAGCAGCAGCAGCAGCCGUGGUAGCGCCACAACCACAACCAGCAUCAUCAACAGCUACACCAGCAGGCUCUACAAAUACAUAGAUAUGAGAAUCCGUGUAAAGAUGUUACGGUUGUCGUUUCCCGUAUUCAUGACAAGUCAUUAACAUUGCUAGCACCCAAAUACUGUUCGGCAACGGAACUGGCAUGAUUUCGAUUUUGAUAAAUUAUUAAGUAAAAACUUGUCGAAUUAUGUUUUUUGGGAUUGUCUGUAAAUAUGUAGUCACACAGUUUUCAGUUGAUUUGCCAUUGUUUAGCUUUUUGUUUUGUUCUUAUUUUUGUUUUUGAUUUUUUUUUUUUCAUUCUAUUCCUAUUUCUUAUUAUGCAAUGCUGUUUCCUCUCAUUUGUUUCUAAAUCAAAAUGAAGUUUUGAAUUAUUUUAUUUAAGCAAAUUGUAAAUUUGAUUAGCGCUAAAGUGUAAAUAAAUAUUUCAAUAAUAUCAUAUACACUCAUACAUCAAUAUACAUACUUAUUAUUAUAUAUAUACAUACUAUAUGUUUUAAACCAUUCAGUGAUUUAUGUUUUGCGUAGUUACUAAAUAAAUAAACUUUUAUUGAACUUAAACUGAA